Pleurotus ostreatus (oyster mushroom) is the source of this 297-nucleotide messenger RNA. It is a transcript of the gene MRPS16, whose product is annotated as 37S ribosomal protein S16, mitochondrial. The transcript has 2 exons. The record is from RefSeq and is a predicted model, not a curated record. Gene Ontology annotation, cellular component: mitochondrial small ribosomal subunit; ribosome. Gene Ontology annotation, biological process: mitochondrial translation. Gene Ontology annotation, molecular function: structural constituent of ribosome. The coding region runs from base 1 to 297 and encodes 98 amino acids. NCBI's taxonomy places the organism in Eukaryota, Fungi, Basidiomycota, Agaricomycetes, Agaricales, Pleurotaceae.
AUGCCCAUACGUCUCCGGUUUCAGCUCCACGGAAACCGCCACGACAAGAUUUUCCACCUCGUUGCCAUAGACCAGCGCGUCCGACGCGACGGCAAACCCGCCGAGAUGCUGGGCAUACUCAACCCCCGCCUCCAGCUCGGCCAGGAGCACAAAACGAUGGAGUGGAGUGUGGAUAGGAUAAAAUACUGGCUGAGCGUCGGGGCGACGCCCAGUAAGUCCGUGGCAAAGUAUCUGGUCAUGGGCAAUAUCAUAAAACCAGAGUCACGGCUUGCUCCGAAGCUGCUGCCUAAGCCAUGA